AUGCAGGAAGUUCUCCUCCCGGCCCACCCCGUGCCGUUCGGGUUCGGGCCGCUGGGCUUCGUCGACCGCCGCCUCUGCUCCCCGGCCCUGCUGUUCCCCACCGGCGACGGCCUCAUCCACGGCGGCUGCUCCGCCUUCACACCCAACCCCAGGGCGUCCCCGCGCGGCGAUGGCGUCUUCUACCGCGGCUGCACCCCGAGCCCCAUGGCGUCCCCGCGCGACUCCACCCCCUUCACGCCGAGCCCCAGGGCGUCCCCGCGCGGCACCGCCUCCACGCCCUCCUCCUCGUCCGGCUCCCGCGUCUACGACGACACCGCGGCGGCGGCGGCGGAGCACCGCCUGCGGAUGGCCCGCUUCGCGCUGCAGUACCAGGACGCCGUCAACCGCUACCACCUCUGCGUCUCCCAGCUCGCCGACGCCGCGCGCGAGGCCGACGCGCUCCGCCUCCACAACGCCGGCCUCCGCGGCGCCAACGACGGCCUCGCCGGCCGCGUCGUCAUGCUCGGCGGCAACCGGGGCCCCGCCAUCGCGCUGGCUGGGCAGCUCCGACGCCUCCACCUCGGGCCGAUGCAGCCCAUGCCCGGGGCUCCUCCGAUGCCCCAGGGUCCUCCGAUGCUGCCGAUGGCGCGUCCUGCCUCCCCGGCCGAGAAGCACGCGGUGCUGCCGAAGAGCAUCUCCAUCCGCUCCACCGGCUACCUGAAGAUGGCCAGGAACGGCAAGCAUCGCGUGACGAAGCAGGCGAACGUCGGUUCGCAGCGCGUGUUCGUGGGCGUGGACGGCGCGAAGCCGGAGGAGCAGAAGGGCCAGCUAGUGACGUCCACGGGCGGGCUGGAGUUCGAGGUGUACAACCAGGGCAUGUUCAAGACGGAGCUCUGCAACAACUGGGAGGAGGCCGGGGCGUGCCGCUACGCCGACCAGUGCCAGUUCGCGCACGGCAUCGCCGAGCUCCGCCCCAUCAUCCGCCACCCGCGCUACAAGACCCAGGUCUGCCGCAUGAUCGUCGGCGGCGCCCUCUGCCCCUACGGCCACCGUUGCCACUUCCGCCACUCCAUCACCCCCGCCGACCACCCCCUCCUCCUCGCCGCCUGA
Molecule: messenger RNA, 1089 nt
Organism: Lolium rigidum
Lineage: Eukaryota; Viridiplantae; Streptophyta; Magnoliopsida; Poales; Poaceae
Product: zinc finger CCCH domain-containing protein 39-like
Exons: 3
Coding region: 1-1089 (362 amino acids)
Molecular function (GO): metal ion binding; mRNA binding
Source: RefSeq, a predicted model, not a curated record